This is a messenger RNA of Cyprinodon variegatus (sheepshead minnow), 1002 nucleotides long. Its product is annotated as GTPase IMAP family member 4-like. Gene Ontology annotation, molecular function: GTP binding. The transcript has 3 exons. The record is from RefSeq and is a predicted model, not a curated record. Lineage: Eukaryota; Metazoa; Chordata; Actinopteri; Cyprinodontiformes; Cyprinodontidae. The annotation marks the transcript as partial.
AUUGAAUCCUUCCUCACAGGAUCAAACUUUACAAAAAAUGAUGACCUCAGGAUUGUGAUGGUGGGGAAGACUGGAAGUGGGAAGAGUAGUUCUGGAAACACCAUUCUGGGUCGAGAGUGCUUUGACACAGACUGCAGUCCAGAAUCAGUUACUCGCCGUUGCUCUGUGAUUUACAGCGAGAUAGAUGGACGACAGGUUGCUGUCAUUGAUACUCCUGGUCUGUUUGACACCAGGAAUGAAGACGAAGUAGACAAAUCCCUGGCUCGGUGCAUCUCUUUUGCUGCCCCUGGACCACAUAUCUUUCUGGUGAUUGUGGCAGUGGGCAGAUUCACAAAAGAGGAAACAAAAGCGGUGCAACUGAUCCAAGAAAUCUUUGGAAAGGCUGCAGACAGAUACAGCAUGGUUCUCUUUACCCAUGGAGACAACCUUAAAGGCACCAUUGAGGAUUUUAUCUCUAAAAGUCAAGGCUUACAGGAGCUAGUGUCCAGAUGUAAUGACCAAUAUCAUGUUUUCAACAAUGAGCUCAAAGAUAAGAAAGCUCAGGUCACUGAGCUGCUCCAGAAGAUUACGAAAAUUGUUGAAAGGAAUGGAGGAAGUUACUACACCAAUGCAAUGUUCGAAGAGGCUGAGAAGGCAAUUAAAGUGGAGAAACAACGUAUCCAGAAGGAAAAAGAAGAGGCGAUAGAAAAUAAAUUACGACUUUUAGAAAUAGAGCGCAACAUGAAAGAGCUACGCGUGUCUAUGAGAAAGACGGAUCGGAGAGCCGCAGGCUCUGCCAGCAGCCAGCCACCCCGAAGUGCAUCCGGCAAUGGGCUCCAGGGAUCCGAGGCCCCCGGGGAGAACCACCCCCCGGCGGGAGCCCCAGCCGGGCCCCGGACGGCCAGGCCCCACGGGGAAGCCACCAGGAGGUGGGGCUGUCCUACUGAAGAUGAAGAUGUUCAUGAAGCUCCAGCACAGACAGAGGACCAGAAUCUGGGUCAGAACUGUCUCAUUGCUGUCUGA